CUGUCCAUUAAAGCGAGAGGUGUUGCGAGAUCACGUUCAAUAUCACCAAUUUCAAGAUCAAGACAUUUGUUCUGGAACUACGAGCCUCUAGUACAACGCAACAACUUUACAGGAAACCUGGAAAAGGGAAAUCUCAUCCUACGAAAUAAACGACCAAACAACAGGCUUGCUAGCACCGCCAAUCUCUCGCCCAGAUUCUCUGUUGAAGCUCCAGAUUUCACGUGCCUGGCACCUUCCCUUCUAAACCUCUCGAAUUUCGUCACCGAGUCCACCAUGAGCGACCAGUCGAACCUCCUCCCGCCGUCUGAUGGCUCCUUUGGCGCUUUCGGACCCAUCACACCUUCUGGCCUGACACCCAACACACGCUCAGAGGCCGAGGCCGCCCUCACACACAACAGCAUUGCCCAGACCGAUUCGGCAGCUCCUGACUCGUUGUCGUAUGGAGGUACCAGCGGGCGCAACCAAUACGGUACAAGUGAAGACGGCACUACCGAGGCGCAGAAGGCCUACCGCCGACCAGGCGUUGUCCGCACGAGCUCGGCGAACUACGAAACAGCACUCAAGCGUGCACAACAAGAAUCCGUCUCUUCAAAUAUGUCUACAGAUUCCAACGCCACUGAUACAAUCACGGGAGCCACUGUGGCCUCACCCCCGUCAACGUCUACACCUUUCCCGCCGCCCGGCCAAGGUGUGGUCCCACUGAAUUAUGGUGUUGGUGCUACUGCAGCAGACCCCAUCAAGAAGACACGUUCGAGGGGGCUCAGCUUGAGCACUUUGGCCCAACAACAAGGCUGGAAUGAGCAGGACUACAAGCGCAUCUACAGCACCGAGCUGAUGGAAAAGCCCAAGGACGAGACUGGGUACGACUCGGAAGCUGGGCCUAAGCCCAAACCCUAAGGUCUACGAGUGUCCUGGCGCUGGAUAGUGUAUGUGCUGCCAAAGCCUUCACGGUGCUCUUUGCUAUGAGGGUGUCACGCAGGAGCCAUGUGAUAGACAUGGAACACACCACAUACCUGCCGAUGUAUGGUGUAAGAUCACAAGAGAUAGGUAUGGCGUUAGGGAGCAGAUAAAGGUCUUCACCCAGCACAUGAAUUCUGCUGACUGCAGACUUACAAUAACAAUACAUGAUGUACCAGGUCAGUUUAUCUUCCACAGCAGAGCUAGGUGUAACAAAUAUAAGAGAUCAUCAGCCUGACCUAUCUGGGUCGGACGCCCAC
Molecule: messenger RNA, 1217 nt
Organism: Cucurbitaria berberidis CBS 394.84
Lineage: Eukaryota; Fungi; Ascomycota; Dothideomycetes; Pleosporales; Cucurbitariaceae
Exons: 3
Coding region: 274-897 (207 amino acids)
Source: RefSeq, a predicted model, not a curated record